GAGGGAAAAACAAACGGAAAACAGAGAGAAAUUCAUUUCUUCGUAUUAUCAAUUACAUUUCAGAGCUCUGAAAAUGAGCAGUUUCUCGUUCAAGAGCUUCUCGUGGAGGAAAUCGAAGUCGGAUUCCGGCAAUUCCUUUUCGCCGGAGGAGGAGAGGUUUCUGACGGAAAAUAUGGGAACUCUGAGAGUGCCGGAGAUCGUUCCUUCUCCUGCUGAGGACUGUGAUAGGCUCAAGAAAGCUUUUGAUGGAUGGGGAACGGAUGAGAAGGCAUUGAUAAGGAUAUUAGGACAAAGAAAUGCGGCACAAAGGAAGGCUAUUAGAGAGACAUAUGUCGAGCUAUACAAUGAGGGACUCAUUGAUCGCAUCAAUAAUGAACUCUCUGGUGAUUUUAGAAAAGCGGCAAUUUUGUGGGCAUAUGAUCCUGCAGAAAGGGAUGCCAGAUUGGCAAAUGAAGCCUUGAGGUCAUAUAAGAAAGGCAUCCAUGAGCUUCAAGUAUUAAUCGAGAUAGCCUGUGCAACAUCUCCUCACCAUUUAAUGGCAGUAAGGCAGGCCUACUGUUCUCUCUUUGAUUGCUCGCUUGAAGAAGACAUUUUCUCCACCGUCUCCAUGCCUCUUAGAAAGCUUCUAGUUGGUAUGGUGAGUUCCUUCAGGCAUGAUAAAGAGGUGGUGGACGGUAUUGUUGCUGAUUCAGAAGCCGAUUUAUUACACGAUGCUAUCAAAGCAAAGCAAAUAAACCACAGCGGUGUCAUUUGGAUACUCAGCACAAGAAAUUUCUUUCAGCUUAGAGCAACCUUUGCAUGCUAUAAGCAAAAGUAUGGAAAACCUAUUGACCAGGACAUUGUGAAAUGUGGAAAUAGUGAUUUAGAAUCUCUCUUCAAAAUUGCAAUUUUGUGCAUUGACACUCCUGAAAAACACUUUGCAAAGGUAAUCAACAAGGCCAUUGUUGGGCUUGGAACAGAUGAAGAUUCUCUAACCAGAGCCAUUGUAAGUCGAGCUGAGAUAGACACAAUGAAAAUUAGAGAAGAGUAUGCCAACAUGUUCAAAAGCAAGCUCGACGACGAUGUCAUUGGCGACACAUCUGGAGACUACAAGGACAUUUUGAUGAUCUUGCUUGGAGCUAAAGUUUGAUUCUUUCCAACUUCUCUUUGCUUCUUGCCUUCAUCUUUCUCACUGCAAAUUCCAUGUUUGGUUUUGGAUAUUGAUUGUAGGCCUUCGAAUAAAUAACUUGUUAGCCUUUGUAUAUAUAUUUGGAAGAUUGAUUGUCAGGAAAUAAGAAAUAAUAAAAAGGGAACACUUUGUCUCUUUCUUGCUGCUGUUUUAUUCCGUUAAUGCCUAUUUCAGAUAUCCCAAAGAAAGAAAGUUAUUGAGACUUUCUUGGUAUUAGGCCUAUAGGAGUUGAAAAAGUGCUCCCAUCUGUUCAUAGGAAGAAACUUUAGCAAUAUUUCCAAUCACUUACGAAGAAAACCCGACCAAAUUGCCUAUAAAUUGACGAAAAAUUAAAUAACCAAAGGUCGAUAGAAUUUAAUGCAAGUAGUGCCUUUAGUAAAAUCAUUCUUGUCAUUAAGAACAAGAGAACUAAAUUUUCUUAUACUUUUUUGUGCAAAACUUUUAAUUCUAUGUAAACGAGAUCCCUCUUUUAGAUAUAAAAUUGAAUCUUACGUCUUAUAGAACAUGAACAGUGAACUUUCGAAGGUUUCCGUUGAAAAUUCAAGAACUAGUCUCUGUAGAGAAUAGAAGGCAAACAAAAUGUUUAGUGGUACAGGUAGUAGUUGGAGAUGAAAGCAAAUAAUAAUGAAUCUUAAACAAAAAAGGAGGCUGAGACUAGGAAGAGACACUCCCCUUAAUUAUCAAACAGUUUGAACACCAAGAAUUUUAGCAGCAUUAACACAGCUUCAAAAGUGGUUGCCACUCAAAAAGGCCUCACUGAUGAAGCUAUAUAAUGAGGAUUGCCAAAACAAACACAUCACAAAGCCUUCUCAACCAAACCACAUUUGAAGCAAAUUUAGGUCUGCAAUGAAAACUGCUUCCAUUUUUCUGGGUAUUAUCCUGUCCUUGCUUCUGUUUGUGAAUUUCUGCUUUGCAGAAGAAGAAAAUGUUGCUGAACUCCACUCUGCCCAAGGUGCUGCUGGUGUAGCAGCUAAAAAUGGAGAGGAAGACCAAGAAGAGAAAUUCAUGUUUCUUCAUCACCACAAGCCAUACUUGAAGAAGCCAUUUCUAAAGCCAAUUCCAUAUAAACAUCCUUUUCUGAAGAAGCCAAUCCCAGUUCAUCAUCCAUUUCUCAAGAAGCCAAUCCCCAUUCAUCCAUUCCUCAAGAAGCCAGUUCCAAAGCCACUUAACCCACCAGUCUUCGCCACCCAUCCUUGAAAUAUGUUAAAAAAGAAGGCUCAGUUCUAUUAUUAUUACUGUUUGUCUGUUUAAUUGUAGAAUUGGAUGAAGUUAUUUCCAAUUCAAAUAAAGCUCUGUUUCUAUUUCUGUUAAAAUAACUGUGUUAGUUUCAAAUAUGAAGCUUCUGUUCGUUUACCAAUGGAUCAGUUUAAGCACUGCUGAA
Messenger RNA from Cucurbita moschata (crookneck pumpkin), 2549 nucleotides. RefSeq names its product annexin D3. The transcript is spliced from 7 exons. Gene Ontology annotation, molecular function: calcium-dependent phospholipid binding; calcium ion binding. NCBI's taxonomy places the organism in Eukaryota, Viridiplantae, Streptophyta, Magnoliopsida, Cucurbitales, Cucurbitaceae. Gene Ontology annotation, cellular component: cytoplasm. The record is from RefSeq and is a predicted model, not a curated record. The coding region runs from base 74 to 1129 and encodes 351 amino acids.